Molecule: messenger RNA, 2321 nt
Organism: Belonocnema kinseyi
Lineage: Eukaryota; Metazoa; Arthropoda; Insecta; Hymenoptera; Cynipidae
Product: serine protease 7-like
Exons: 5
Coding region: 641-1804 (387 amino acids)
Biological process (GO): proteolysis
Molecular function (GO): serine-type endopeptidase activity
Source: RefSeq, a predicted model, not a curated record
UUUUUAAAUUUUUCAAAAAUCGUUAAGCCCAAAUAAAUUACAAUAAAAAUUUGUAAUGCGUUCUACUUCUUAAAAAUAAGUGGAGAGGCCUGACCUUCCUUGAAAAAUAAGUUUAAAAUUAAAGUGAUUCUCAAUUAUAAAACUUGUUCCUGGAUACUACAUUAAAGACAGGUUUUUAAAAAUCUUCAGGAUUCCCCAAGUUGAGUAAUAAUAUGAAAAAAUAUGUGCAGCUAUUAGGAGACCGGUACUCACAAAAAAAUCCUGAGUAAAUGAAGUCUUGCAGGUUUUUAUUUUUCCUUUCACUUGGCAGAGUGAGGAGUACUUCACUCUGUGAUUGGGUUUUCCUCAUUUCUGUGCGUACAACUAUAUAAAGCUAAAGUGAUAAAGAACUUCCAAGAAAUUGACCCACGAAAAACUAAAUAUAGUGAUAAUAUUUAUAUAUCAUAUUUUUCACUUGUUUCAUACAUUAUUUUAUAUAAAUCAAAUAAAAAUUAUGCAUCAUUAUUUUCACUAUGUAUAAUGGUUCCGCCUGUGGGGAUUUAAAAUAAAGUGUCAAAAAAGAAAAGGUCAAAAGCUAUAAUUAGAUAAAUCUAGAGAUUCAGAUUUAUCUUGUGAAUAUUAUAAUACUGAAUCAUUAAGAAUGCUACGUUUUGUGAUAGUAUUGAUUUGGUUUAUUUCCCUGAAUUAUGCACAUGCAGAAUAUUGCUUUACUCCCUUGGAAAGAUUAGGAAGAUGUAUCAACAUAAAAAAAUGUGAUUCAUUGAUUGCAAUUUUGAGACGAGGAAAACCAAUCCCAGAACUAUCUGUUGAUUUAUUGCGAAAAUCAUAUUGUGGUAAUGAAGGAAAAGAUCCUAAAGUAUGCUGCGAACAAGAGAGCCUUAAUACAGAUAGACCGACUUCAAUUACUACAGAAGAAAAAAAUACAGAAGAACUAUCAGAUAUACCAGAACCACCAGAUGUGUCUAAUCAUCCGAAUUUGAGAUUAUUGGAUCAUGAAUCAUGUGGACCAGUUGUUCAAUCCAAAAUUUUUGGAGGCAAAAGAACAGGUGUUUUGGAUUUUCCCUGGAUGGCUUUGAUUUCAUACAAAACUUCUCGAUCCCCAGAACCAGAAUUUCGAUGUGGAGGUACAAUAAUCAACAAACGAUAUAUUCUUACUGCGGCUCAUUGUGUAACUGGCGAUAGUGUAAAUUUGCAUGGGGUAAGAGUAGGCGAUCAUGAUACCAGUAAAGAGCUUGACUGUGAUAAAGAUAAAGAUGGUAAUAAUAUAGUCUGUGCCGAGAAGUAUCAAGAAUUUGGAAUUGAAACUAGCAUCUAUCAUCCACAAUACUCAAGGCAAAACCUGCAUGACGAUAUCGCUUUGUUGAGGUUGGAUGGAGAUAUCAACCUGCAGCCUCCAAGUGUCAAACCAAUUUGUUUCCCAAUCGGUCCUGCUGCAAUUUUGACCCGGAAGAAGGUCGUGGUGACUGGAUGGGGAAGAACAAUAUUUCAACCUCGAAGUGCUGCAUUGAUGAUGAUUCGAAUUUCACCUAUACCGAAUGAAGAAUGUGCUGAAGUUUAUAAAAGAAGUGCAAAAAUAGGGUACAAGCAUAUGUGUGCUGGUGGAGAAAGAGGAGUAGAUUCUUGUGGAGGAGACAGUGGAGGUCCUUUGCAAAGUACUGCCUUUUAUAAAGAAACUGAUCUCAGAUACGUGCAAUAUGGUAUUGUGAGUUUUGGACACGCAAAUUGCGGAGAGGAAGGCUUUCCUGCCGUUUACACGCGUGUAGUUUAUUACUUAGAUUGGAUUUUGGAUGCCAUAAGAGAUUGAUUUUUUAUAAGAUUAUUGAUUCAUGUGUCGUGAGAUUACUCAGAAGAAAUCCAUGAAUGACGCAAUAGCUUUUUAGGCGGAGGGGUUCGAAAAAAUUUUACGAUCUGAACGUUAAAGUUCAGUCAAUAAAAUAAAAGAAUGCAAUAACGUUGUAAUAACUUCAAUAUCGGUACAAUUGGUUAGUUUAUUAAAUUUCUGUGAGUUUUGCUUUUAUAUUAAUUACUAUUAUAUAUUAUGUGUUUAUAAAUGUACAAAAAAAUAAAAUAUUUUUAAAAUCCUAAUGUGGAUAUGAGGGAAAAGUACGUAAAAUUUGUUCCGAAAUUUCAGAAUUAUAAUGAAUUUUCAUUUUUAUAAAGAAAAAUAUACCCACUUUGUCUUUAUAGAUCGGUAAAGUUGAACAUCUGCGAGUAUCAAAGAAUUUUUUUAUGACGAAAAUUCAAUAUUGUCAGAUUAGGCGAGGCGAGUGGAUGAGUUUAUUUAUUUGUACUCAUUUUAGGAGGAUUUUGCUUCUUCAUAG